This is a messenger RNA of Sorghum bicolor (sorghum), 1865 nucleotides long. RefSeq names its product 3-ketoacyl-CoA thiolase 2, peroxisomal. The transcript is spliced from 14 exons. Gene Ontology annotation, molecular function: acetyl-CoA C-acyltransferase activity. Lineage: Eukaryota; Viridiplantae; Streptophyta; Magnoliopsida; Poales; Poaceae. Gene Ontology annotation, biological process: fatty acid beta-oxidation; phenylacetate catabolic process. Gene Ontology annotation, cellular component: peroxisome. The record is from RefSeq and is a predicted model, not a curated record. Bases 282 to 1670 code for a protein of 462 amino acids.
AAAAAAAAGACUCCACUGACGCCUCGCAGACCACCGGGAGCGGGACUCUCGCUGUCCGCCCCUCCUCUCCUCGGGCUCCUCCUCCCACAAAGCUUCGUGGUAAAACCUCCGUGAUUUCCCUUCCCCACCCCACCCACCGCGGCGGCAGUCGUCUCCCCACCUACAAAUAUAUAACCACCCCAGCUUCGUCCGAGACGAGACCCUGCGCGAGAGGACUGGAGCACCUGCUGCAGCAAGUAGUGACGAGGAGCGUGCGUGCAGCCAAGGAAAGGAGUUGAGCAAUGGAGAAGGCCAUCGACAGGCAGCGGGUCCUGCUGCGGCACCUCAGCCCCGCGGCGGCGGCGGAGAGCCCCGCCCCGCCCGCCAUCUCCGCGAGCGCGUGCGCGGCGGGCGACAGCGCGGCGUACCACCGGACGCCUGCCUUCGCCGACGACGUCGUCAUCGUCGCUGCUUACAGGACGGCCAUUUGCAAGGCCAAGAGAGGUGGUUUCAAGGAUACCUUCGCUGAGGACCUCUUGGUUCCUGUCUUCAAGGCUUUGGUAGACAAGACGAAGCUGGACCCAAGUGAAGUUGGCGACAUUGUUGUCGGUACUGUCUUAGCUCCUGGUUCCCAGAGGGCAAUCGAAUGCAGAAUGGCUGCACUCUAUGCUGGUUUCCCUGACACUGUUCCUCUUAAGACUGUAAACAGGCAAUGCUCGUCUGGCCUUCAGGCAGUUGCAGAUGUUGCUACUGCUAUUAAAGCAGGGCUCUAUGACAUUGGUAUUGCUGCUGGUUUGGAGUCCAUGACAGUGAAUAAAGUUAGUCUUGAUGGGCAAGUGAACCCCAAAGUUGAGCUAUUUUCUCAAGCACGCGAUUGCCUUCUCCCAAUGGGCCUCACAUCCGAGAAUGUUGCACACCGUUUUGGCAUAACACGACUGGAGCAAGAUCAAGCUGCUGUUGAGUCACACAGAAAGGCUGCUGCUGCAGCAGCUGCUGGUAAAUUCAAAGAGGAAAUUGUGCCAGUGCAUACAAAGAUUGUUGAUCCAAAAACUGGUGAGGAGAAGAAGAUUGUAGUCUCAGCAGAUGAUGGAAUCCGACCGGAUACUUCGCUUGCAGUCCUGUCAAAACUCAAACCAGCAUUUUCAAAGGAUGGCACCACCACUGCUGGGAAUGCAAGCCAAGUGAGCGAUGGCGCUGGGGCUGUCUUGCUAAUGAGACGGGAUGUUGCUAUGAAAAAGGGUCUUCCAAUUCUUGGUGUCUUUAGGACCUUUGCCGCUGUUGGAGUUGAUCCAGCUGUAAUGGGUAUUGGUCCUGCUGUUGCAAUCCCUGCAGCAGUGAAAGCUGCUGGCCUCCAGAUGGAUGACAUUGAUCUUUUCGAAAUCAAUGAGGCUUUUGCAUCUCAGUAUGUCUACUGCUGCAAGAAGUUGGAACUUGAUCCUGCUAAAGUCAAUGUUAACGGUGGUGCAAUGGCUCUUGGACAUCCAUUGGGUUGUACAGGCGCACGGUGUGUCAGUACUCUUCUCAAUGAGAUGAAGCGCCGUGGCAAGGAUUGCCGGUUCGGAGUGAUUUCUAUGUGCAUAGGUUCUGGGAUGGGUGCUGCUGCCGUAUUCGAGCGUGGAGACUGCGUCGAUGAGCUCACCAAUUCUCGGGGAAUCCCGACCCAUAACUGGCUUUCCAAGGACGCGAUGUAACUACACCCACCAAAAUUGCCGGAACUGGUAGUAUUGUUUCCAGAUCGCUAUAGAAGGCGAAUUGGCGAAUAAAAUGAUUUUGUAUUUGUCGCCCCUGCUGGGGAUUUACAAAGGUUUUGACUCCAUCGAUAUCUGAACUUGCUUAUAGCUGGAAAGGUGCUUGAAUAAGGCCUUGUUUAGGUGCGGAGCUGAAAA